UACAAACGCCUUAGAGUGCUCGCUAUAGUAACGCCGCGGUUCUAGAGACCCUACCACUCUGCAUGAAGGGUAAGGCAGGGAAGUGGUUCAGUAGCCUAGACGACGAGGUUUUUGGUAUCAUGACCUACGAGUUGGAAGGAGGGAAGGAAGAUCCAACUAGUUUUGAGGGAGAGGGGGGUUAUGAAUUUGAUUUUUGGUGUUGGGGAUUUGGAUAUUUAUUUAUCCUAAGCUUUAUUACUGUAUUCGGGAUCUUUUCAUGGCGGGGAAUUCAAAAAUUUAAGCAAUGUCUCUCUGACUGAUAACACCACGGCACAGUGUUAAGUUUCAUGGCGCGGUCUUGUCAAUGAUGCAUCGUUUUGUUAGAUGGCGGAUUGUCAAGCAGCAGGGU
This is a messenger RNA of Mollisia scopiformis, 388 nucleotides long. RefSeq lists its product as uncharacterized. Lineage: Eukaryota; Fungi; Ascomycota; Leotiomycetes; Helotiales; Mollisiaceae. The record is from RefSeq and is a predicted model, not a curated record. The transcript has a single exon. The coding region runs from base 63 to 299 and encodes 78 amino acids.